Fimicolochytrium jonesii is the source of this 1464-nucleotide messenger RNA. RefSeq lists its product as uncharacterized. The record is from RefSeq and is a predicted model, not a curated record. Gene Ontology annotation, molecular function: metalloexopeptidase activity. The transcript is spliced from 4 exons. Gene Ontology annotation, biological process: proteolysis. Lineage: Eukaryota; Fungi; Chytridiomycota; Chytridiomycetes; Spizellomycetales; Powellomycetaceae. The coding region runs from base 1 to 1464 and encodes 487 amino acids.
AUGUUGUCCAGGCUGGUCUCACUCUCCCUCACACUGGCGGUCGCCGUAUCCGCCCAACCUGCCCCCAGCAAUAUCGACGCCCUCAUCGCCGGUGGUCCUGGCAGCGGUCCAGUGGUGUCCACGCUCGCAAAGACUUUUGCAAAGUCCAUCACCGAGAAGGCGCUGUACCGCCACCUCACGGCUUUCCAGGCCGCUGCGAAUCAAGGCAACGGGACUAGGGUAUUUGGCACGCCCGGCAACGACGUCCAGCUGCAGCCGUUCGACCAUCUGUACUCGAUCCAAGGGCCUACCGCCAGCACGCUCACGUUCAUUGGCGGCAACGACACCGCCCCGAUCAACCUGCGUUGGCACUUUUACAGCCCCUCUGCCGACAUCACCAACGCGUCAUUGGUCGUAUUGCCAGACACCUUCGUGCAGAAAGACAACGUAACCCUCGCCAGCACGGGAUGCAAUCUCAACGAUUUCCGCGGCACGGACGUGAAGGGCAAGAUCGUGCUGAUCCGCCGCGAAGCCGAUCGCGAAUUUCCUUGCCCUAUGGAGAACAAGACCCGCAACGCCGCAGAGUCCGGCGCGGCCGCUGUGCUUCUAUACCCGGCGCCGCCGGCUGUCACCAAGCCUUCGUUGUUCGAGAAGAUCCCGUCGGCGUCGUUGCGCCCUGCUCACGUUGAGCGGGUGCUGACGAAGAUCAAUGCGUCAAGUGUCCCCUUGAAGGCCACACUGCAUGUCGACAGCCUGAACGAGUGGAGGAAGACGUUCAACAUCAUUGCGACGAGUCGAUGGGGUGAUGCUAAGAAUAUCAUCCAUGUGGGCUCCCACAUCGAUAGCGUGGCGGAGGGACCGGGAUUGAAUGACAAUGCAUCGGGGUCAUCGACCAUCUUAGAGGUGGCGUUGCGAAUCGCAAGGUACCCGACUAGGAACAAGCUGCGGUUCUCGUGGUGGAACGCCGAGGAAGCCGGGCUUAUCGGAGCCAAAUACUACGUCGCGAACCUCACCCCUCGCGAAAAAGCCGCCACAAAGCUGUACCUCAACUUCGACAUGACGGGCUCGCCCAACUUCAUUCUCGGCGUGCACGACGGCGAUAACAGUUCCGGCGGCAACAACCCAUCCACGAUCCCGGCCGGCUCGUUCGCGAUCGAAACCGUGUUCCGCGAUUACGCGAAAUCGGUCAACCAGACCGUGAUCGAUUAUGCGUUGUCGGGGGGUUCUGAUUACGACCCGUUCUUGCGGGCGGGGAUUCCCGUCGGCGGCUUGGCGACUGGUGCGAGCGGACUCAAGACGGAGGAGAAUGCGGCGAUCUUUGGUGGGACUGCGGGAGUUGCCCAUGAUGAGUGCUACCAUGAGGCGUGCGAUACCAUCGAGAAUGUGAGCUUGAAGGCAAUGACGUUCUGUACAAAGGCGUUGGCGUAUGCUGCCGUGCGAUUCGCGUAUGGCGAUGUGUUCACUUUGACGGACGAGGUCAUUUGA